AUGGAUUUAUUUGAAGAGGACGAUGAUUAUGAAAUAAUUCAAUAUCGUCGUCUAUACACUGUACACGAAAGAAUAAAUCAUAUAUUGGCGUGGGAUGGUCAUGACUUUAGGGUGAGAUUCAGACUUGGGAGAAAUGUUGUUCGUAAUUUAUUAGAAUAUAUUGAAGACGAAAUAGCUUCACAAACUAUUUGUAACAAUGCUGUGACACCGAUAAAUAAAUUACUGUUGGCUCUACGGUUUUAUGCUACUGGCGAUUUCCCAAUAACGGCUGGUGAUUUUAUUGGUGUUAGUAAAAGCACAGCUUGUUUAAUAAUACGCGAUGUUAUAGUGUGGCCAUAG
Macrosiphum euphorbiae (potato aphid) is the source of this 339-nucleotide messenger RNA. Lineage: Eukaryota; Metazoa; Arthropoda; Insecta; Hemiptera; Aphididae. The record is from the annotation of a GenBank genome assembly.